Messenger RNA from Arachis stenosperma, 1496 nucleotides. Its product is annotated as protein FAR1-RELATED SEQUENCE 12-like. The coding region runs from base 510 to 1265 and encodes 251 amino acids. Lineage: Eukaryota; Viridiplantae; Streptophyta; Magnoliopsida; Fabales; Fabaceae. The record is from RefSeq and is a predicted model, not a curated record. The transcript is spliced from 4 exons.
UGACCGUAAGGACCUGCAGUGCAGUGCACUGCAUCGCACCGUAGCGUUGCCCCACCGGGGGUGUGUCCGUACAACAAAGUGAAAGGUGUUCCUGUCGGAGGAACGAACCCUCGUUUCGAAUUUCAGCUAAAGAAAGAAGGGUGAAUCCGAAAGCUUAUAAACCCGACGCGAUUCAACUUCUCGAUUUUCAUCAUCGUGUGGGGUUGAUCAUCAUUGCUUUUGCUUAGGUUUUGGAAUUUGAAGUGCAGAUGCAUAGUUCUUAAGCUUAACCAUUCUCUUUCUUCUUCUUCUAACUUUUUUCAAAAAUUAAACUAUUGCUUAAAAGUCUGAAGUUCAAUCAAUAAUAAUAAUAGUAUAUUCUUAAAUUUCGUUGCCACUGUAUCCUGUUGCUUCAUCUUCUCAAUUAUUUUAUUGUCUAGGUUUUUGGAGCUUUGAUUUCACAGUGUGCUCUCGUUUUGGGGAAGUCAUGCUACUUGGUUCAGCAUUAUUGUGAUCUUAGUUGGAGGGUGAUGGAUCACCAAUCUGGCCAGCGAUUUGAUUCAGAUGAUAGUGACCUUGAUAUACAAGUAGAAAUUAGCAGAAGACUUGGUAAAGUGGAAGAUGGAUUCCCAAAAGACAUGGAACUUUGUGCAGGUGAAGAGGAUAAGUUUAUUGAACAAUCUGUAGCAGAUAUUUCAGCAGAUGGAGAAGCUUUAGAACCAUUCAUAGGCAUGGAGUUCAAUUCAAGAGAAGAGGCCAGAGAACUAUACAUUGCCUACGGUAGGCGGAUAGGAUUUACAGUACGAAUACACCAUAAUCGUCGUUCACGAGUAAAUAACCAGGUUAUUGGUCAAGAUUUUGUCUGCUCAAAAGAAGGCUUUCGUGCAAAAAAGUAUGUACACAGAAAAGACAGAGUGCUUCCUCCUCCACCAGCCACCCGAGAAGGUUGUCAGGCCAUGAUAAGGUUGGCUUUGCGGGAUGGAGGGAAGUGGGUUGUCACAAAAUUUGUUAAGGAGCAUACUCAUAAGCUAAUGAGUCCUAGUAAAGUUCCAUGGCGAGGAUCUGGGAAGCACUUGGAUGAGAAAGAUAAGAGGAUCCGUGAACUGUCGCUUGAGUUGUACAACGAAAGGCAAAAAUACAAACGACGCUGCGCUGCAUAUGAAGAACAGUUAAAUAAUAUCCUGAACUAUUUGGAAAAGCACACAGAACACAUGUCUGAAAAAGUUGCAGAUAUAGUCCGAAGUAUAAGAGAGAUUGAGGAGGAAAAAGCAGAUUCAGAUAUCUGAUAAUUUGUGUCAUUUAUAGCAUGUUCAUCAAUACUCAUACACGCAGGUUAAGCUUGUAAGCCUAUUUGCCAUUUGAAGGUUUCUAACAUAAUGCUGUUAACAUUUAGAUUCUAGACAGUAUUUAGCUUGGGGUUGUGUAACAUUCAAUUUGAACUUCAAGCAGCAUAUCAGAACAGUAGCCACUUGUUUCAAUUAUCUUGUUAUUUAUUUAUUUAUUUAUUUAUUUAUUUA